Ochlerotatus camptorhynchus is the source of this 1694-nucleotide messenger RNA. RefSeq names its product zinc finger protein 883-like. Gene Ontology annotation, molecular function: zinc ion binding. The coding region runs from base 11 to 1681 and encodes 556 amino acids. The record is from RefSeq and is a predicted model, not a curated record. Lineage: Eukaryota; Metazoa; Arthropoda; Insecta; Diptera; Culicidae. The transcript has 3 exons. Gene Ontology annotation, cellular component: nucleus.
UCAGAAAAAAAUGGGCCACAACCAGGAAGAAUCAAGCUGUCGAAUAUGUCUAACUGCCGACGAGGAAACGCUCCAAAUGUGGCCACUGUUUGAGGUAUCCAUAGAACGGAAGACACCAGCCGCGAUCAUUCAUUACUGCUUUGGAAUAGAGGUUUCAGAAAAUGAACAAACCAAUGAGAUUUGUGAAAACUGCAAAAGCGAUCUCGAAGCAGCUCAUCGAUUCUUGAAUCACUUGCGGCCAGCUGAUGAGAAGCUUGAAACCCUAACACCAAAGAUUGAGAUGGGUAUUUUCCACGACACUGAAGUAUAUAUUACUGAAGUCGAAAUCAAAACAGAAGCUUUUGAUGAACAGAACGAUGCACAAAGCGAUGAGCAGAGCGAAAACGAAGAACACACCAUCACUGAACUAAUUUACCCGAAAAGGCCAAGAAAGUCCUCGAAUGAAGAUGUCUCCCCACCCAAGGAAGAACCAAAACCAAAAAUCAGAAAAAUUCCCCUUAAAACUGUUCCCAUUACAACGGAGUCCCCUUACUCAUCGGAAGACGAUCACAUUGACGAGAGUGACUACGAACAAAAUAUGAGCUCAUAUGAUGAUGACGAUGAAGACGACCGAGGAAAACCGGCACCCAAACGACUCUACUAUGGAGUCAAAUCCAACUCUCAACCGAAACGUUGCUGUUCAUGCAAGGAACCGCUAGACUCACAUGAAAAAGCGCAAAAACAUUCCGAAACGUACCAUUUGACCUCUCGGAUCACCAAUCCCAAGGAGUUUGGCGAGAAAGUCUUCGAAUGUCCUGUUUGCUACAAACGUUUCGACACCAAAAUGUUGUUCCUCCAACAUCAACGAAAAAUGUACGUCGAUGUGCUGCAUCCCUGCCCGAGAUGCGAAGAAGAAUUUGCCAAUCUAUUCGUACUGAAGAAGCACAUCAAAUUCGAUCACAAGAAAAAGUUCAUCGUUACCCAGCUGGAAGAGAUGCGCAGUAAGGCGAACAUUUGCUGUGGCUGCAAAGAGAGAUUCCUAACAACGGAGGCCCUCAAAGAGCACGUCGAAAGAACGCACUAUCGUGAACGGGUGCUCAGUGAAACCUCCAAUACAUUCGAAUGCGAUGUCUGCUAUCAUCGAUUCAAAACGUACAAAUCGCUGAAACACCACCAACUGAGGUUUUUCAAAGAAAAAAAGUUCGUCUGUACUCUAUGUGGGAAAUUUUUCCGCGAAAAGGUUCGCCUGGCGGAACAUGAGAAUUUGCAUCGGAAAAUUGCAACCUUCCAGUGUGCUUACUGUCCUGCAAAAUUUGCAAUCAAAAAUUCCUACGAAGUUCACGUGAAAAUGCAUGACGCCGAAGAGCGCUAUAAUUGCGAAUAUUGCGGCAAAGGCUUUCGGAAGAAAAGUCUUCUGAUGGGUCACCUGCAGAUACACGAUACGGAUCGACCGUUCAAGUGUCAUCUCUGUCCGAUCACCUUUACCAGGCAGAACCUGCUGGAUGCACAUCUGUUGGCACACAGCGGUUCGAAACCGCACAAAUGCAAACAAUGUGCGGCGUCCUACAUCCAUCAGCGAGACUUAAGAAGACACAUCCGGGAGAAGCACGAAGGCAUUCGGAGCUUCAAGUGUCAUCUCUGUCCGAAGGCUUACAUCAGGCAAAAGUUGCUGGAUACUCAUUUGAAAACUCACGACGACUGAUGGAGAUGUGGUU